UGCUCAUCAGCCCGGGAGGCUCGCGGUGGCAAGUCGGAAGCGUUCGCACCAGCGGGGCAGCGGCCGGGGCAGCGGCGGCGAUCAGGACAGGAGCGGGAAGGGCCGGUCCGGGCAGGUUGCUCGUCCUUUGCUCUUGGCAGGCCGACCCGAGAGCCCGAUCCCGUGCAGAGCCCGGACGCUGCCCUGCCCCGGAUUUCGUUCCGCGGCUGGGGGCUCGGCGAGCGGAAUUCCGGGCGGCUGCAGCGACUCCGGUGCAAGGUGAAGAAGGCAGCAUGAGUGACCCCUGAAUGUGCAUUUGGGCAUAUUUAGCCAUUUGGUUUUGAUUAGGAGAAAGAAGACAGCCAUCCACAUGAAAGGCAAAGCUUCAGCGCCUGAGGAGGUUGUGGAUUUUGAGUUUCAAAAACAGUGAAGUUGGAGCGAGCAAGCAAAGGGUAUAUGAAAGACAAUGCAGAUUGUAAGGAAGAUUAAUGAAGAAAAGUAACAACGAGAUUCAGGCAUACCAUUGAGUUCUUGGGGAUGCACAAAAGUGUCCAGUUGGGAAACUUUUGAAAUACAAGACAAGACCCUGCUCAGGAAGCGUACAUGAGAAUAAUUUUAAAGGAACCUUUCGAUAGAUGCAAAACAAUAACUGUCAGAGGUGAUGGAAAUGUACUGGAACAGCGGGAGAAGCUGGUAGCCUACAGGACACCAAGAUGACAAGAAUUUUAAAAAAUAAUCUAAGGAAGAAUUCUGCUCAGAAAUGAGGUGAAUGAAUGCUCAGGCACUCAGGAACCCCGGACAGCUACAUGAGGUGUUUAAAAACUGCCCUGACCAUCUUGCCAAACAAGUCUCCACUCAUGAGGCACAACAGGAUGAACCAGCCAAGGAGGGACAGUGUCCUGCCCUGUAGGAGCAGUGACUGCUGACCUCUGAGAGCAAGCUGGGGACUGCAUGUCGUCUGCCAGUACAAUGAAGGAAGUGGUUUAUUGGUCACCCAAGAAGGUGGCAGACUGGCUGCUGGAGAAUGCUAUGCCAGAAUACUGUGAACCUCUAGAACAUUUCACAGGCCGGGAUUUGAUCAACCUAACCCAAGAGGAUUUCAAAAAACCCCCCUUGUGCCGAGUUUCCUCUGACAACGGGCAGCGGCUCUUGGACAUGAUAGAGACCCUGAAAAUGGAGCACCACAUGGAAGCACACAAGAACGGCCAUGCCAACGGGCACCUCAACAUUGGCGUAGAUGUCCCCACCCCUGACAGCAGCUUUAGCAUCAAGAUUAAACCCAAUGGGAUGCCAAAUGGGUAUAGGAAAGAGAUGAUAAAGAUCCCCAUGCCAGAACUGGAGCGCUCCCAGUACCCCAUGGAGUGGGGCAAGACUUUUCUGGCCUUCCUUUACGCACUUUCCUGUUUUGUUCUCACCACAGUGAUGAUCUCGGUCGUCCAUGAACGAGUGCCUCCUAAGGAGGUGCAGCCUCCACUACCGGACACGUUUUUUGACCAUUUUAACCGGGUGCAGUGGGCCUUUUCUAUUUGUGAAAUUAACGGCAUGAUCCUUGUAGGACUCUGGUUAAUUCAAUGGCUGCUCUUAAAAUACAAGUCUAUUAUUAGCAGAAGAUUUUUCUGCAUAGUUGGCACGCUGUACCUGUAUCGGUGUAUUACAAUGUAUGUAACUACACUCCCAGUACCCGGUAUGCAUUUCAACUGUUCUCCGAAGCUUUUUGGAGACUGGGAAGCCCAAUUGCGAAGAAUAAUGAAGCUCAUUGCUGGAGGUGGCUUGUCCAUCACUGGCUCUCACAACAUGUGUGGUGACUAUCUGUACAGCGGCCACACAGUCAUGCUAACACUCACCUACUUAUUUAUCAAAGAGUAUUCCCCUCGACGACUCUGGUGGUACCACUGGAUUUGCUGGCUUCUCAGCGUCGUUGGAAUCUUCUGUAUUCUCUUAGCGCAUGACCACUACACUGUGGACGUGGUGGUAGCAUAUUACAUCACCACAAGACUCUUCUGGUGGUAUCACACUAUGGCCAAUCAGCAAGUGCUAAAGGAAGCUUCCCAGAUGAACCUCCUGGCCAGGGUGUGGUGGUACAGGCCAUUUCAGUACUUUGAAAAGAACGUCCAAGGAAUUGUACCUCGAUCUUACCAUUGGCCCUUCCCCUGGCCAGUAGUGCACCUCGGUAGGCAAGUUAAAUACAGCCGAUUGGUGAACGACACAUAACAGCUGUGCAGAGUGGGGAAACAGGAACUGUCCGAAGUGCUAAGAACUCCAUGAGAGAAGAUGCCAUAAAAUAAACACCUCCCUGACCCUGUUAUCUUUCAAGAGUUAACCUUGACUUAACCUAUUGAGUUACCUGGUCAGCACUGUGAUCUUUUUUUCUCUCCAAAGGACCUGCGUUGGACAACAAUAAAGAAAAUCUAACCUAUCAUGCACUGUCCACAUUUCCUGUUCAUGAGUUUGGGAUUUACAUAACCCGCAGCCACCACGUUCCUUUGUAUAUGAUGCAACAGCAUAAAUGUAAGCUUUUAUAUCAUAAGUUCUGGUCUUUCCAGUCACAUCUGGAAAUAAAGCGUAUUAUUUUCUUGGGAAAACAUACUUUUCAUAUCUCUUGCCCCAAAGAUUGGGCUGUAAGCCAUUUUCUAGCAAAUGUCUCUAUGAAGGUUUCUAAGUACCUGAAUGGGGUUCGAUUCUGAAAUCUUUCUACCUGUUGCACCGAUAUUCAGAUAAUGACAGACAUAGAGAGGUUUGGUAACUUUGGGUUUUGUAAAAUCAGCAGAGACGGUGUGUCAAAAAGUGCAAAAAAAAAAAAAAAAAAAAAAAAGAUUCUGUUAUAAGUGAUUUUCUAAGUAUUU
This is a messenger RNA of Sciurus carolinensis (gray squirrel), 2822 nucleotides long. RefSeq names its product sphingomyelin synthase 1 (gene Sgms1). The coding region runs from base 931 to 2190 and encodes 419 amino acids. Gene Ontology annotation, molecular function: protein binding; ceramide cholinephosphotransferase activity; sphingomyelin synthase activity. Gene Ontology annotation, cellular component: Golgi membrane; endoplasmic reticulum membrane. Gene Ontology annotation, biological process: sphingomyelin biosynthetic process; ceramide biosynthetic process. The record is from RefSeq and is a predicted model, not a curated record. Lineage: Eukaryota; Metazoa; Chordata; Mammalia; Rodentia; Sciuridae. The transcript is spliced from 11 exons.